Molecule: messenger RNA, 3196 nt
Organism: Leptinotarsa decemlineata (Colorado potato beetle)
Lineage: Eukaryota; Metazoa; Arthropoda; Insecta; Coleoptera; Chrysomelidae
Gene: Liprin-beta
Product: liprin-beta 1
Biological process (GO): neuromuscular junction development
Cellular component (GO): presynaptic active zone
Molecular function (GO): protein binding
Source: RefSeq, a predicted model, not a curated record
CACUUGAUUUUCUCAAGCGUGAAUGAAGCGCCAGUUCAGGCCGCGGUUUGCGUGAAGUGAAAGUGUCCAAGAAACACGGACCCUAAGUUGGAUCGUUUAGUAAUUUUUGAAAAAACGUUCAGAGUGUGAUUAGGGGCCGACGAUGAUUCCAGCCUGGAAGACGAUUCGACCCUAAAAGGGAAGCAAAACCAAGCAUGGUCGGAGACGUACUCGAAUCAGGGGUCCACGUCGGAUUUGUCUACGACUUCGUCGGAACAACAGUUCAGUUUGAAAGAUAGCUCGACCCGCUGCAACAGCGACUUCCAAUGGAUCCGUAAGGAACCGACGCCCCCCUCCUCUCCGAAAAUGGAAGAGGUGGACCAGAUCCCAGUCACGAAACCUCCCCUGAACCGCCCCUUACGCGACAAAACGCCCCGCAAAGAGAAAGGCGCCCCCGGAAGUCUGGAUCGAAGGAGGCAACACCACCAGAACAGGCACGAACGAGACCAAAAGUCAAGGUCUUCGCACAUCCUGAAAAGUCCACCCAGGUUAGAUGAUUUCGCCGGUCCGGGCUGUCAGAAUUGGUGCUGCAACCCACACGACUACUGCUACGAGAACUUCCAGAGGCGGCAUGAACGGCUGGAUCCCCAGAGGUACGGGAGUAAUCCCAUGUUGGAGCAACACCCCCAUCAGAGGUUCGUCGAUAGGGGAAGCCAUCCGGACAUUUACGGGGACUAUAACAGACUCAGGCAUGAAAUGCAGUGUUGUUCUUAUCACGCCGUUCCACCACCAGCUUGUUGUUUUUACGGAGACAGAAGCUAUCAUUGGACCCCGCCGCCUUACCCCAAGCCCGGAGAACAAGAUGAAAAGCUGCGAAAAAUUCAAUACGAAAAGGAAAACCUGGCACUACAAGUCCAGGUUCUCACCGACCAAAUUGAAGCACAAUCAGAUAAAAUUACCGACUUGGAAAAAAUGUUACAAGAGAAAAAACAGCUUUUAUCAGAGGCCGAGGACAAAUUGCAACGGGAAGUUCUGUCCAGAUCAUCACUAGAAACGCAAAAACUGGAACUCAUGUCUAUAAUGAGCGAACUGAAAUUACAACACGCAGCUUUAGAGAGGGAGAAUUUAGAAUUAAGGAAUAGUCAGUACAACAAUAAUUCUGAGAUAAAGAAACCACCUGUUAUGCCCAGGAUGGCUUCACAACCAACGCUUACUUCCACCCCGGUGCAGCUUGCUGGCAAUCAGCAACCAAAUGUAAGAAUGUCUCCAGCUCCUAGUCCAGUCUCAGUAGCGGGUAAUAGCCCGAGAAGAAUAGAAACGGCAUCACCUGUUCCUCAAGAAAAUCAGCAACCAAAGACACCGCCUGCGAACUUCAAACGUCAGAUCGACAUACAGUACGGAAGCCUUCCCAGGCAGCAGUUCCUAGCCAAUGGAACCCACAACGUGGUGGACAGCAACGCGAAUCCUGCCAAUGGAAGCAAAAAGGGGGUAGCCUUUGGUAGGGGACUUUAUUCACUGGUGGGGGGCAGACACAGGGGAUUCUCGGUCCCGAAUUUAGCUGAAACUGAAAAAGUUGUGAUAGAAGAUGGUACGAGUGAAUCUCCAGGUUCCCCUGCUCUCUCAUUCAAUAAAAGUAAAGGAAUCAAAAAAAUAUUCGGUAAAAUCAAGAGAUCGGGAUCUGGAAACUUAGAAGACAUACCAGGAUUGAGCGAAUUUCAAAGAGGCGGCGUCAGAGCUACUGCGGCAGCCAGAUUAGGAUGGAGUGAACCGCAAAUCAGCGUCAAAAUAGAAAAAGAACUGAACAUCAAAAAUCCGUUACACAGAAAAAAGUUGCAGCUCGCUCUGAUAGACACCCAAGCGAAUGGAUCUAGCGAUCUGUAUCUAACUCAGGCAGGUAAGCUGGACACGGCCUGGGUGUUGAGGUGGCUAGACGACACGGGGUUACCUCAGCACAAAGAGAAUUUUCUAAUCAACAGGGUGGACGGACGGGUUUUACAUAGACUGACCAUAGAUGAUUUAGCUCUCCUACACGUUACAUCCAUGCUGCACGUAGCGAGCAUAAAGAGGGGAAUUCAGGUUUUGAGGGAGAACAAUUACGAACCAGCUUGCUUACAGAGGAGAUCCCUCCCAGACGAUCCUCCCCAACCGACUCCGAAACAAAUAUCACUGUGGACCACUCAUAGGGUAAUGGAAUGGCUGAGAGCCGUCGACUUGGCAGAAUAUGCUCCAAAUCUGAGAGGAGCAGGCGUUCAUGGUGGUCUAAUGGUGCGAGAAACGAAAUUCAACGCCGAAUUAUUAGCUUCCUUACUAGCAAUUCCUCCGGGAAAAACAUUAUUGAGGAGACAUCUCAACACCCAUUUCAAGGAGUUGUUAGGUAAAGAUAUAAUUCAGGAUAAAAGAGAAGCGGAAUCCACCAUGGGUUAUAUUCCUUUGACACCCUCAUCAAAAUUGAAGGUUCCGAAAAAAUCUCAAUUCUCGUUGAAGAGGAAAAAAUCCAAAGGCGAAGCAGAUUACGGUGAUUUAGUGUGCCCGUUAAAUCCAGAUAAGACAGGUGAACUGGGUUCUGCUCUUAACAGCUCUGUGGGUAUGAUGAGGACGGAAAGCCUCGAGGAAGAGGGUGUCUCUCAUCUCGUUGAGUAUAAGUCUGCAAGAUCACUACCAGCGUCUGUAGGAAAUUCCCCGAUUCCUCAAAGACAUGUUUGAUAAUAAUUAGUAUUAAGAACUGCGAUAAACAAAAUAUUAGAUUUUGACAGAUAUCAGAAAUGUUUCAAUAUAUUUUUGAAUUUUAUGAAGGAAUUGAGAUUCAAAUUCAUAAAAUAUUUUAAUUUUUGGCCAAACAGAAUUUCUAAAUAGAUUUUACCUUUUCAAUGAUUCUACGGAGUGAGUAAAUAAUUUUGAAAGGACGUACACUAUUGACCAUACAAAAAUCUUUGUAAUAUAAAAGUUUCUUGAUAGUCUAACCUAAAACUAUUUUUAAUUAUACUAAUUUUUUAUGACUAGUGCUAAAAAGAAGAUUCACUUCUCUUUCAUCAGACUUGGUAAGUUUAUGAUGCUUGCUUACAUCUAGAUCACGGUCGAUAGAAGUGAGUAUAAUAUUUCAAAAAGUAUCCAGCUUAGUUCUCAUAUACUAGUGGGUGAAACCUGACAUCGCUGUUUUAAAUAUUACUGGAGUUUUUUUCCCAACACCAAACCGUUAUUUUAACACCUCGACACGUUU